Cylicocyclus nassatus is the source of this 1237-nucleotide messenger RNA. The record is from the annotation of a GenBank genome assembly. NCBI's taxonomy places the organism in Eukaryota, Metazoa, Nematoda, Chromadorea, Rhabditida, Strongylidae.
AAAGAAAGUUUUCCGACAUUCUCUUUCGGAUGCUAUUCCGACAUCAACCUACGUGACUCGAGUUGUUUGCAUGAAUGUCUGGUGAGCACAUGUGUCAAUGGCACGAUCUUCCGGCGGAAAUGAAAGUAGCAGUUUUGCGUUAUUUGCCAUUCCAUUCUCUCAUGCGUUUCAUGCUUCUGAGCAGAGAGAGUUAUUUUUUGGCUUCACAAGCAAAAAUUACGGUGUUCGUGUUCAAAGUACAUUACGAGAAAAAAAACCAGUGCCUCGUCCUGAGUAUUGCAUGGGCUAAACAUGGAGAGGAAUCUUAUGAUUGGUGUUAUAGUUGGUAUGAGGUGAAGAUUCUUCAGAGGAGUGCUGGAGGAAGCGUGAUAAUCCAUAAAAAGGAUAGACGCAUUUAUUGCGAACACGAUGCCGACUCAGUGGGCAUGCAAGUGCUUUUUCACUACACGAAACUCUUCGAUGUUCAAGACGUAGAGAUAGAAGAUCUUGUGAUGUCAUCAGGACUUUAUUGCAUGCUGCACGGACAACUGAAUGGUCUGACUUUGCACGCAAAACGCUUUACACUUUGCAUUGGCGACAAUCAACUGAUUUCCUCGCUUGUACCUUUUUUACCAAGUUUUUCUUCUAUCAUCAUCACCUACGCCUUCAAGAACGGUAUACUUACAACAAUAAGUAGCGAUGUAUUCGAUCAUGAAGCGAUCCGCACGGCUCAAUAUCUCGACACUACGGACUUUAGCGCAGAUCUCUCCGAUAAACAAAUAUGCAAUUUGAAAGCGUCUGGGCUGCACGUGUAUUCUCCACACAUUACUUCUCGCUCUAUCAAUCGAAUGAUACAUCAGUGGUUCAAAGGAGAGCGUGAAAUUGAUUUCAUUGAAAUAGACACUGACGGGGAUCUGUCGUGGAAUCAGCUUCUCAACGAAAUUGAUCCUAGACGCAUUCAACCCGGAAGAGAGCAUGGGUAUCAAGACUAUGGAGAUAUGGUGGCUAAAGUGUUGCACUCUGACCAUGAUGGGGAUAUCUAUAUCGCUGUAUGCGACAAUCACUGUGAAUUGGGACGCCCUUGAUCUUCUGUAUGCUUUCCAGUUCUGCAUAACAUCUUUGUAAGAGAGUUUAUUGCCAUGUAUUAGGGAUGGGGUUAUUCAGCAUGACUCAAAUGUCCCAUUUUCAUAUAUCACUCCUUUCCCUUUUCGCCGCCAAGAUCAGAAAGGCAAUAAAUGUACAUGCAUAAAUAAGUCAC